This is a messenger RNA of Penaeus monodon (black tiger shrimp), 2951 nucleotides long. Its product is annotated as sodium- and chloride-dependent glycine transporter 1-like. Lineage: Eukaryota; Metazoa; Arthropoda; Malacostraca; Decapoda; Penaeidae. The transcript is spliced from 14 exons. Gene Ontology annotation, biological process: sodium ion transmembrane transport. The record is from RefSeq and is a predicted model, not a curated record. Gene Ontology annotation, cellular component: membrane. The coding region runs from base 167 to 2155 and encodes 662 amino acids.
GGGAAAGCCACGUUCAGUUGGUGGGUUGGCGUUAAGCGGUGAACACCUCUGAGGAGCUGGUCGAAAUCGGACUUAAAAGGAAAUCGAUAGAGAAAGAAAGAGUUUUUCGAUUCUACUCCUGUAUCUAGACGUACUGCAUCGGAAAACUUCACUGGACUCUCGUAAGAUGCCGAGAAAGAGUGGAGAGCUGGAGACUGAUGCCACGGAGAUCCGGAUUACAGUGAAUCGCGCAGACGAUGACAAGAGCAUCUGCCUGAACGACGAGGACCGCGGCGUCUGGGGCAACAAGAUCGAAUUCAUCCUUUCAUGCCUCUCCUUUGCCGUCGGCCUCGGCAACAUCUGGAGGUUCCCGUACCUCUGCUACCGAAAUGGCGGGGGUGCUUUCCUGAUCCCCUACUUCUCCAUGCUUUGCAUCACGGGGCUGCCGCUCUUCUUCUUUGAGCUGAGCUUCGGCCAGUAUGGGCAGGAGGGUCCCAUCACUAUCUGGAAGGCGGUGCCGCUUUUCCAAGGCAUCGGGAUCGGCAUGUUCAUGAUCGCCUUCUUCAUUGCGCUCUACUACAACAUCAUCAUCGCUUGGGCCUUCUUCUACCUCUUCUCCUCCUUCACUGCCGAGCUGCCAUGGCAGUCAUGCGACCACUGGUGGAACACCGCGGCCUGCCGAAGGUUCGACACGAAGAACUGCACCGCGAAUAACGGCCUCAUGUCCCGCAACGGCACCUGCUACUUGGAGAGCGACGUGUCGAAGGAAGAAUGGCAGCUCCUCAACGAGACCUCGGAGAGCAUGAAGCUUCCAGCCGACGAAUAUUUCCAUAACUUCAUGCUGGACAUCUCUGAGGGUUUCCACGACGACGAAGGCCACACGCUACAGUGGCGCCUCUGCCUGUGCCUGAUCCUCUCGUGGGUCGUCGUCUUCCUCGGCCUCUUCAAGGGCGUCACCAGCAUGGGCAAGGCCGUGUACUUCACUGCGCUCUUUCCCUACGCUGUGCUCAUCAUCCUGUUCGCAAGGGCGGUCACGCUACCAGGCUACCUCGACGGCAUCGCCUUCUACAUCACACCGGAGUGGGGCAAACUCCUCACAGCAAGGGUGUGGGCAGAUGCGGCUAUGCAGAUAUUCUUCUCCCUCGGGCCUUGCUGGGGUGGCCUCAUCACCUUAGCGUCCUAUAACAAGUUCAACAAUAAUUGUCUGAGGGACGCCAUCUUCAUAGGCAUUGCAAACUGCGCCACAAGUUUCUUCUCAGGUUUUGUCAUAUUCGGCAUUGUAGGGUUUAUGGCCUUCAAGCUAGGUGUUCCCGUGAAAGAGGUGGCUGCCCAGGGAGCGGGUCUGGCGUUCGUGGCCUAUCCGGAAGCUGUGGCUCGACUACCCAUCUCGCCGCUGUGGUCCAUCCUCUUCUUCGUGAUGCUCCUGACGCUGGGUCUCGGCUCGCAGUUCACCAUCGUACAGACGGUCAUCACGUGUAUUGUGGACGUGUUCGGUCUGCGGAGGCACUACAAAGCUAUGUGCUGUAUCGUUUGCACCGUCGGGUGUGUUUUGGGCCUCGCCAUGUGUACUCGCCAUGGGAUGUUCAUCCUCCAGCUUCUCGACAACUAUUCCGGGACUUAUUCGGCGCUGAUGAUCGGCUGUGUAGAGCUUAUCGCCAUCAUGUGGGUAUACGGGGUCGAUAAUUUCAUGGACGACGUCAAGAGUAUGCUGGGCGGAUAUCCAACAGGAUAUUAUUACUGGAAGUUCGUGUGGACGUACAUCACACCUGCGAGUGUAUUCAUGAUCCUUCUCUUCACCUUCAUCGACUACUCGCCGUCGUCGUACAGUAACUACCAGUUCCCUCUGUGGGCGGACAUCCUUGGCUGGUGCAUCUCCUUCUCCUGUAUCGCCGCCGUCCCCAUCCGCGCCAUCUGGCUCAUGCUCGGCAAGAGCGGCCCGAUUAAAGCUCGCAUCCAGCAGCUGUGUCGCCCGGCGCACGACUGGGGACCGGCGGGCCGAAAGCACACGGACGACACCACCCUCAACGCCAUCGACUCCAAGACUCCUCUCGCCAACGACGAGGAGCUGUACGAGAUGGAGCGCGAGUCCCCUUACUUAACUCGCGUGUCUGAGGAGUGGGAAGACGAAGAGGACGACGGCCUGCACAUGAAGGUCCCCUCGCGCACCAAGGUCUAAGCGGGGCAGCAGGGGAAAGCCGCUGGGAAAGUUCCUUGUAUGUCUUUCUCACGGCCUCUCAAGCCCGAGGGAGCAGGGGCCGGUCACGUCAGACAGCUGAGUGCUUAAGAGCAGGACCAAGGGAAGUCGGACUGUCUCCAACGGGGCGAGUAAACCAACGUUGCUGGAAGUUCCUCUUCUCUUUCAUGGAAGUGAUCUUCGAAAGGCUUCUUCGCCAACUCCAUCGCCGAGAAGAUUUCAAUAGAGGUCUGAGGAACAUUUGUAAAGUGUUAUCAUGAACAUUUACAUGAAACUAGUAUGCAUGCUGUGGAUGUUCAUUGCAAGCUCAAGGCAUUGCAAAGGAAAGGAAUAGAAGAGCAACCUAUAAGAACCGAUUGCAAAGGAACCAAUCCGGCAUUGCCGAAUUCUACCCAAUUGUUUGAAUAUAUAAAUGUUUGCGAUCUGUAUGAAAGGGCCAGCAUUUGCAAAUUGGGUUGCAACAGAAAACAAGCUUCGGUAGUUUUCUUCAAAAAGAACAAAUGUUUAACAGCUCAAGGUGUUUAAGCACGUUUGUGACAAAACAAGUGUUGUUGUAUUAAAAUUAUUAUAGAAGCCUAAUGUUGUCAGAUGUUUGUUAUAGAGUUCAGGUAGCGAGUCGAACGAAGACCGGAGCUCAGAUGAACAUAAGUUGAGUGACUGAACGCAUUUGGAUUUGCACAAAGGCAGUGGAAAGCGUACAUAUACAUACAUGCAUAUAUGCAUGCUUGCAUCUACGCGUCCAUGCUUGUAUGCACACACACACACACACACACACACA